AUGACUUCCCAAACGGCAACUGCGACUGCCCACGAGGCUCCUUCCGUGUUGGGACUGACCUCGUCAUUUCCUUCAGCUCUUCCGCCCGACAUCUUGUCCAAAUUCCCCAAGCUCUCGUCGUCCCAAGCCGGCCACCUCCGCCACUUCCACAACCUCGCAGCGCAGCCCGAUGGCGAAUGGCGACACAUGGGCAGCCAGGACCCCGGCCAAGAAUGGCUGGACUCGUAUCGCUACCAGCUGGCCACCAUGGCCUACGCGGCGGGCGCCGCGCACUACCACCGGAUGCCGGCGCUGCGUUCCGUCUUUAAGACGCUGAUGGAGCAGCUGAUCCACAAGAUGCUACGGCGCGAGGUCUGGGGCUACUGGUAUCUGACGAGCCAGAGCGGCAAGUUCGUCGAUCCGGACAUCAAAGAGCUGAGGAAGCCGUGGCCGGACCCGGUGACGCGCGAGAACAUCAUGUAUUCCGGCCACCUCCUCCUCAUGGUCUCGCUGCACGCCAUGCUCUUUGAUGACGACAAGUACGACGCUCCUGGCGCCCUGACGUUCCACUGGAAUCCCAUCUUCUGGGGCAUGGGCCCGGAAUCCUUCCCCUACAGCCGCUCCACCCUGCAAGACGCCAUUCUCGCCGAGAUGGAGCGCACGAGCUGGAUGGGCGUAUGCUGCGAGCCCAACUCCGUCUUCAUCGUCUGCAACCAGUUCCCGCUGAUCGCCAUGCGCUACAACGACGUGCGUACCGGCAGCAACAUCGUCGGCCCCGUUCUCGAAAAGUACAUGGCCGCGUGGGCGUCGCGCAACGGUUUCGCCCAGGGCGAGGAGGCCGACGGCGGACUAAUGGUCAAUUGGUGGUCCCCAAAGCAGGACCGCUUCGUCCGCCUUCCAGCCUUCGGCAUGACCGCUUGGGCUUGUGCCUUCAUGAACGCCUGGAACUCGCGCUACGUGCACACUAUGUCGCCUGUCUCCGCCCGCGGCUUCCUCUCCCCAACACCUGACGGACGCAUCAACGUCAAUUCUGUUCCACUUGCGAGCGAGAUCCGCAGGCUCGUCAAAGAAGAAGGAGCGGACCCCGACUCGGCCGAGACCCUCCAGGCGGCGAGAGCGGGGGUGGCGGCCGCGGCCGAGAAGAAGGAGAGCGGAAAGGAGAUGCCCGCUCCUCCAUCGGCACCCGAGUUCGGCUACGCCGCCAAGUGGGCAUCGGAAGUUGCGGGGCCGCAAACGCUGAAUGGUCUGCUGAAGCACGCCGAUGCUUUCAUGCGCCCGUCGUGGGAGAAUGGCGGACUGUACUACCCGCGCAGGGAUGGCACACCUACGGAUAACGAAGGGAACUGGGUCUUUACCGACCCAUUCACUGGGAAUGCGGCAAUUGGGUACGCGCGGCUGAAUGUGCCCGAUGGCCAGAGAAAGAUGUGGGAGGAGCCAUGGGGAAAAGAACGGUUCGAGCGGGAGCCGUGGGUCGAAGGUGUGGGCCUAGGGAGCGGCGUGGAUUUCUUGAGGGGCGCGUGGGAUGAGGGCCUGGGCGCAUUUGUUGUGACGAUGAGAUCGUGGGACGGAAGUGAAAAGAAAAUCGAUUUGAAUGUCAGGAACCUGCCGGCAGGCUCGUACGGCAUCUACCAGGGUGGGGAGCUGCUGCAGGUAAGGUCUGUCCAAUCCGGUGAUGCGGUUGACCUAGGUUUCCAGGUAGGCGGAGAUGAGCUCGAUGUGGUUUUGCUCAGGGUCAAGGGUACCAAGUCCUCGCUGUAA
Molecule: messenger RNA, 1737 nt
Organism: Lasiodiplodia theobromae
Lineage: Eukaryota; Fungi; Ascomycota; Dothideomycetes; Botryosphaeriales; Botryosphaeriaceae
Product: putative very-long-chain acyl-CoA synthetase family protein (CefD1)
Exons: 2
Coding region: 1-1737 (578 amino acids)
Source: RefSeq, a predicted model, not a curated record